AUGUUGAGGUUUAUGAGGUCCGAUUCCCGGUCUGGGGUCCAAAUGCUUGCCCCUAAGAUAGUAAAUGUGGAAUCACACUUUUUGGCUGGUAACAACACCACUAUUGAAGCUUCUCCUGCUAUGUCGACACCUCGUGCGAUAUAUAAGUCUAAAAGAAGGCACAAGUAUCGGCGAUGUGGUAAGUACAUACACCUUGAAAAACCAUGCAAGAAUCUCGCACCUCAAGGUUCGGAUCUAAGUAAAACGUCCACCUCUAAAAGGGGACGUCGAAAGAAUAGAAAAUCUCGUGUUACCCGGGCAGUAUUAGGCUCUAUGUGA
Lactuca virosa is the source of this 318-nucleotide messenger RNA. The record is from the annotation of a GenBank genome assembly. Lineage: Eukaryota; Viridiplantae; Streptophyta; Magnoliopsida; Asterales; Asteraceae.